UUGCAGGGUGGCGGGGUUUGUAGGACAGGGAAAGAAGAGGCAGGUGAGGAGGGAGAGACAGACUUUCAAGGGAAGCAAAUAGAGAACAGACAAAGAGAACCUUCCAUGCGAGAGCCUUGGGACAUGUAGCUGGAAGUGAGACAACUGGCUUGGUUUUUAUUUUAUUUUUUUUAAAUAUGUUUUAGUGCUGCUGUCUUUUUUUCUUCACAUUUCGUUACUUCUAGGGAAAAAAAAAAAAAAAGAAGCUUCCUUCUGUUCUCUCCGCUCCCUCCUCUAGCCCCCCACCCCGCCACUGAAUUUUGCCCAGGACAAAGACACAAACCCAGAAAUCAUAUCCGCUGAACUCUUCAUAGAAGGCUGAGUAAGGAGAAGGAAGUCCGUCCCGGGGUAGGGCGGAGUUUGUGGCGAAUACAGAGGCUCCCCGUAGCGGAGCGCUGCUGAGCAUUUGCCCGGCCACUAUGCUGUCGCCGUGCCUAGCCUUCUUGCUGCUGCUCCCAGGGCUUUCUGAGGGAUGGCAAGGAGAGACGGCUUCCCAGGAGCCCCUCACCUUCCAAUGCCAUGUUAUCUCCUCUUUCCCCAAUAACAGCUGGGUUCAGAACCUGGGCUCAGGCUGGCUCGGGGAUCUGGAAACCCACAGGUGGAACCCGCAGAAUAGCACCAUUCUCUUCCUGUGGCCCUGGGCUCGGGCUCAUUUCAAUGCAGAGCGCUGGGACUGGCUGCAGACAGUCAUAAAGGUCUUCCUGCUCAGUUUUACACGGGAUGUGCAAGACUUUGCUAAGUUCUUCGGGGAGAUAUACCCUUUUGUGAUCCAGAUGAGAGUAAGCUGCUUCCAAAAAUCCCCAGUGAGCUUUUUCCAGGUGGCAUUUCAGGGAAAAGACUUCAUGAGCUUCCAAGGAGAUUCAUGGGAGCCUGCUCCAGGGGCUGAAAGUAUAUCCCAGAAUAUCUCCAGCAUUCUUAACCAGGACCAGGGUACCCGGUUUAUGUUACAGAGUUUACUCAAUGGCACCCUUCCCCAGUUCCUUGAUGGCCUUCUAGACGCAGGACGGAGAUACAUUGGACGGCAAGUUAGGCCAGAAGUCUGGUUAUCAAGUAGUCCCACCCCUGUUCCAGGGCAGCUGAAGCUACUUUGUCAUGUCUCAGGAUUCUACCCAAAGUUGGUGAGGGUGACUUGGAUGAAGAAUGGACAGGAGCAACCAGGAACUCAGACAGGUGACCUCCUGCCAAAUUCAGAUGGGACAUGGUAUCUUCAAGUUAUUCUCAUUGUGGAAGCUGGAGAAACAGCCAGUCUGGCUUGCAGAGUAGAACACAGUAGUCUCGAUGGCCAGGACAUCAUCAGAUACUGGGCCAAAAGCUCUACAUGGCCCUUGGCUCUGGGAAUCUCAGCUGUGAUUGUAGUGGUGAUAGCUUUGUUAUUAUUUGGAGUCAUCUGGUGGAGGAAUAAACGUAGGUCAUAUGAAGACAUUUUGUGACACUCUUCUUCCACUAUCUUUCUCCCAUUGGAGUCACAGCCCUGGAAUCCGAGAAACUCAGCUCUGUUUAACCCAGGAGUCAUAGCAGUCUGGAAUAUUUUGUCUUCUUAUUGGUCUGUUUCUCCCAGUUGGUAUUUGUAAUGUGUGAGUUCUCAAAGAUAUAAAAAUUGACUUUCCUUCCUCCUUAACUUUGGCUGUGAACACCAUUUUCUGUGAACUCCCCCAAGUACAAUGGAGGGGGAAUGUUAACUGGACAUUAUCUUUAUUUUACCCAUUUUGUGUUCCUGGCACUACGCUAGACAUGAGAAUACAUAAGAAGAAAAUAGGGUCCUUGCCUCUGAAGAGCUUGAAUCUCAAAGAAGGCUGACUGUUGGGGUCUCCUCACCCCUGGUGGCCCUUGACCGGCAAGGACCUGUCUCGGCACGCAAUGAUGAGGCGGGAGUCAAGAUGGAAGAGACUCUGAUUUAUUGGGAGAAAUCAUCCAUUUUUGCAGGGUUUGUACUAUGUGAGCAUAAGCAAGUGGCCAAUGGGUGUGAGGAUGACAGCAUGGGAAAGAACAGAAAUGGUACAGUGGGAAAGGAUAGAACUGUUGCAGUACGGGUAUACUGUUGCAAUUUGUUUCAGUCUGGGUAUCGGUAUGGGCAUGGGAAGGAUCUGGAUUGUUGCAAUGUAUGGUGCACUAUGGUAUCUACACGGGUAUGGGAAAGAUCAGGAUUGUUGUGAGGCGAUAUCUGUAAGGGUAUGGGAGUGAGGAGGGAUGUUGCGCUAUGGUAUCUACGAGGGCAUGGGAAUGCUCGAGCAUGUUGCAUGAUGGUAUCAGAGCCAUGUGAGCUACGUAAGCCACAAGGCAGGAUGUCCCUGUAAAGUAUCAAAGAUGUUCCAGUAAGUAACAUAACAAAGCACUGCGUUAGGCAAUGGUUCAAGUGCAUUAGGUAAUGGCCAACUGGGUCCCUCCUUCUGGGCUCGUGUGUCUCUCGUGGACAGGCUCUGCCUGUAUGUAUGGGACGACUACAAGGGCUUCCCAAGGGUGGAGGCCCUUCCUCCGGGUGCCUGCUGUUCCACUCCUACUAAGCCUGUCUGGUUUACCCAGGAAACAGGCCAAGUGCUAGGGUCCCAACAGCCCUGGGGUCGGCAACAACCCCUUAUAAUUCCCCCUUUUUGUUUUUGCAACUCGGCAUCUCCCGGAGGAGGCGAGUGCUCACCAUGCAGUCUCCAGAUAUCAUGCUUUAGAGCCGUAAAGGAAGAUGUCAUUGCCCUUAGGACCUGACGCAGAAGGCAAGGUAUCAGAAACAAAAGAAGGACUAUGCAACCAAUGCCUAUGGCAACGCUGAUCAAUGUAUGCUCCAGCCAUUCCCAAGGAGACCAGGGGAGCCGGAAGAAUUUAAGGAAAUCUUUAGAAAAUUUAUCGGGGGGCAGGUCCCAGUGGUUAGCCUCGCUGAUGGAAGUGGCAAGCUCAUAGAGGUCCGUGAUAUCUAAGGACACAUUGGCAUGCCAGAGCCCAUUUAACUGGUUUUUGAUCUUAUCCCAGCCCCAUUCUGUAGCAUAGUGUGUUUUGGGUUUUAACUGUUGGUUAAGUUCUCCAGUGUUCUAAUGCUCUAUGGUCUUGUGUCUCGAACCCUAAGGAGACAUUAUGCAUAAGGUCCUGGAGAGCAUGAGCUUGGAUGAUCUGAUUUUGAGCAUGGGAUGCGGACAGGGCAAGGGAAGUGGAUGGGAGACAGAGGGAUACAAGAAAGGAUAUGCCCACAAUCAUGCAGGUACUUCAAUAUUCCACAUAAUCCCCCCUUUUUUCUUUUGCAAAUACCUCACCAAUAUAGGUACACCUGCAUUUUUUCCUUGUUAGUACACAUGGGAGGGAGUGAUCACCGCAUUGACAAAUCAAAGGGGGCAGUCCCCUUUGUGAAUACAGAUACAUAGAGUCAAAAAAGAAAUAAACAUGCAAGCAUCUCUAUUUAAGUUCCUUCUUAUGCAGCUGUCUGGCAGAGGACCUCGUCAAUGACAUCUCCUGGUCCUUGGUACCUGUUCCAGUCAUCUCAGCACAGUGUCUUCUUCUUUUCUUCUUGCAGGAACCAGCUUUCUGUCCAUUCUCCUACAAGAGUGAUCUUAGCACAAUGUUAAAGUACCAUCCCUAAUCUUUAUGUUCCUUUGAUGGCAUUUACAAAAUAAACCACAAAAUAUUCUUCUUAUUA
This is a messenger RNA of Trichosurus vulpecula (common brushtail), 3655 nucleotides long. Its product is annotated as antigen-presenting glycoprotein CD1d-like. Bases 459 to 1469 code for a protein of 336 amino acids. NCBI's taxonomy places the organism in Eukaryota, Metazoa, Chordata, Mammalia, Diprotodontia, Phalangeridae. Gene Ontology annotation, biological process: positive regulation of T cell mediated cytotoxicity; antigen processing and presentation, exogenous lipid antigen via MHC class Ib; immune response. The record is from RefSeq and is a predicted model, not a curated record. The transcript has 6 exons. Gene Ontology annotation, cellular component: external side of plasma membrane. Gene Ontology annotation, molecular function: exogenous lipid antigen binding; endogenous lipid antigen binding; lipopeptide binding.